UUUCUUUAGUUUCCUUUCCUCAAAGCAUCAAAUUUCUAUCACAAAAUCUCCAAAUUUCCUGCUUUCUUUUUCUCAUACAAAAUAUUCAUAAUCAUAUAUACAUAUAUGGCUUCGUUACAAGCUUCUAAUUUUCUCCUCUCAUCAUCUUCUUCUUCAAACCAAAUCCAUGCCCCUAUAUCCAUCCCAAAGCUCCCAUCGGUAAGAUUUUCAGCCCCUAAAUUACGACAACCCACUAUACAGUCCGAGAAAUUGAAUAGAAAAGAUGGGCUCAUCAACACAAUCCCAAUCCAAAACGAUGUCCAUAGCACACCUCUGGUUCAACAAACCUCAUCUGUUUCAAUGGCUACCUUUCAACUCUAUGCCGUCUUAGAGGCCAUAGCUGACAGAGUGGAGAUGCAUAAAAACAUUGGGGAACAACGAGAUAACUGGAACACCCUUCUACUCAACUCCAUCAACAUGAUUACCCUCACUGCCGCUACCAUGGCAGGUGUUGCCGCCGCAACUGGUGUUGGCGUUGGGGUUUCUGUUAUGGGUUUGAAGUUGGCAUCCAGUGUGAUGUUCUCAGCAGCCACUGGGAUGUUGGUAUUGAUGAAUAAGAUUCAACCCUCACAGCUUGUGGAAGAGCAACGUAAUGCUACCAGAUUGUUUAAGCAGCUGCAAUCCCAAAUCAAAACCCUACUUGUUGUUGGUUCUCCAUGCCAAGAUGACGUGAAUGAUGCCAUGGAGAAAGUGUUGGCACUUGACAAAGCUUACCCUCUUCCUUUGCUUGGUGUUAUGCUUGACAAAUUCCCUGCAAGUUUAGAGCCUGCUGUUUGGUGGCCUACAAAACAGUCUCCAAACUCAAACAAAGCAUUGAAGAACAACAAUGGGUGGACCAAGGAAUUGGAAAUGGAAAUGAGAGAAGUGGUUGAAGUAAUAAAGAGAAAAGACAGUGAAGAUUACGAGAGAUUAGGCAACAAGGCUUUGAACAUGAACAAAGUUUUAGCUACAUCAGGGCCAUUGCUAACUGGAAUAGCAGCUCUAGGAUCAGCUUUCAUGGUUUCUUCCAACAGCCCUUGGGCGGCAACAGUAGCGGUUGUUGCAGGAGCUUUAGCUUCAGCUGUGAACACCUUCGAGCACGGUGGCCAAGUUGGUAUGGUGUUCGAGAUGUACAGGAACAACGCUGGGUUCUUUAAGCAUAUGCAAGAAUCGAUUGAAUCAACGUUGGAUGAAUGUGAUGUGGAGAAAAGAGAAAAUGGGGAGUUGUUUGAAAUGAAAGUGGCAUUGCAACUGGGAAGAAGCUUAUCAGAACUGAGAGAUGUAGCCAAAAAAUCAAGCUAUUCUCGUAUAGAAGGAAGCCCCAUGGAUGAAUUUGCAAGCAAGCUCUUUUGAUCCAAUAUUCUUUGAUUCAUUCAGUUAACCAAUGAUAUACAUAUAUUUGUACAAUUUUGUAAAGAUGAAUGAUGUACACAAGAUAUAGGUUCAAUCUUGAAUAUAAAUAGGGUUGAUGCAUACAAA
This is a messenger RNA of Gossypium arboreum, 1497 nucleotides long. Its product is annotated as probable F-box protein At4g22030. The record is from RefSeq and is a predicted model, not a curated record. Lineage: Eukaryota; Viridiplantae; Streptophyta; Magnoliopsida; Malvales; Malvaceae. Bases 106 to 1371 code for a protein of 421 amino acids. The transcript has a single exon.